Coccinella septempunctata (seven-spotted ladybird) is the source of this 1349-nucleotide messenger RNA. It is a transcript of the gene Dhod, whose product is annotated as dihydroorotate dehydrogenase (quinone), mitochondrial. Gene Ontology annotation, molecular function: dihydroorotate dehydrogenase activity. Gene Ontology annotation, cellular component: mitochondrial inner membrane; cytoplasm. Lineage: Eukaryota; Metazoa; Arthropoda; Insecta; Coleoptera; Coccinellidae. Gene Ontology annotation, biological process: 'de novo' pyrimidine nucleobase biosynthetic process; pyrimidine ribonucleotide biosynthetic process. The transcript has 6 exons. The coding region runs from base 122 to 1282 and encodes 386 amino acids. The record is from RefSeq and is a predicted model, not a curated record.
UUGAUCAAUCACAGACUAACCUCUUUUAUUAGAUUUUGAGAAAAUUUUCAAAUCAAAUUCAGAUAUUCGAUUUCAAUAGACCUCGAUUCUGUUACCCAAAGUCCCAAAAAGAUUUCCUACAAUGGCAUCUACUAACAAAUUCAAACAAAUGGCCAAAUUAUGCGGACUAGGUUUUGGGGUUUUCUCAGCAAUAUGCAUUUAUAAAGAAGACACACAAUUUUACAAAAAGUUCAUUAUGCCUGCAGUUCAUCUUCUUGACCCCGAGCAGGCUCACCGAUUCUCUGUUAUGAUAAACAAAUACAGGCUUCUGCCUAAAAGUAAAUACAGUGAUCCACAGUCACUGAAAGUACAAGCUUUCGGUAGAAUAUUCAGUAAUCCUGUUGGUAUUGCCGCUGGUUAUGAUAAAAAUGCGGAAGCUAUUCUUGGCCUUAAAGAUAUGGGUUUCGGCUUCGUAGAAAUUGGUUCUGUGACUCCCCUACCUCAAGAGGGAAACGAGAAACCACGAGUAUUCCGUUUGAAAAACGAUAAAGCCGUUAUAAAUAGAUACGGUUUUAACAGCGAUGGUCAUGAAAAAGUUUUACAGCGUAUUUAUGAAUUGAGGGAAAGUAAUUUUGAUGGGAUAAUAGGAAUAAAUUUAGGUAAAAACAAAACUUCUCCCAAUCCUAUUGGAGAUUAUGUGAAAGGAAUAAUCAGAUUUGGUCCUGUUGCUGAUUAUAUCGUUAUAAAUAUUAGCAGUCCCAAUACACCUGGAUUAAGAAAUAUGCAAGGCAAAAAAGAAUUGCAUGAUCUUCUUGUUCCUGUAGUUGAAGCAGUUAGGAAAGUUCCUAACAGACCCGCUCUACUUCUGAAAUUAGCUCCUGAUUUGAGCUACGAAGAAAGAAAAGAUGUAGCUGAAGUAAUCAGUAAAAAGGAAUGUAGGGUAGACGGUCUUAUAGUCUCAAAUACAACCAUUUCUAGACCAGAUACUUUAAAUUGUAAAGAAGAAGCCAAGCAGACCGGCGGCUUAAGUGGCAAGCCUUUGAAAGAAUUAUCAACAGAGAUGGUAGCCGAUAUGUAUAAAUUAACGAAAGGAAUGCCCAUAAUUGGUGUGGGUGGAAUAUCUUCGGGUCAAGAUGCUUAUGAGAAAAUAAAGGCUGGUGCGACUGUUGUGCAAAUCUACACAGCUUUAGUUUAUGAAGGCCCUACUCUAGUUAGUGAAAUUAAAAAGGAGCUCGUCAGUUUAUUGGCUAAGGAUGGGUAUAAAACAAUUGGAGAAGCAGUAGGGAAGUCUAGCUCAAGUUAAAAGCAUUUUUCUAUCAUUAUAAGUUAUCAGUCUACCUCUGUGAAUAAAAUAUAUAUUUUUUAAUUAA